AUGGCCGGGGCGUGGCCAGCUACGUUUUAUUUUGCCACAUUUUAUGACACCAGCAACAGGACCCCCGUGUACUCAGCCUAUGUUUUUAAAGGGAUAAUGGGCUGCAAAAGACCAAAGAACGAAAAAAUUUGGUUUAUUGAACCUCAACUUGAUGAUAAUAAUGCAUCACCAAACAUGCAAUUUAAUAAAGAUGUGUCAAUACAAGGACUUGGAAACCAUCAAGCUCUCAAUGAAGACUAUGCGAACUCUAAGCAUGACAGAGGUCAUCUGGCACCAGUCUACCAGGCAAACUCACAGAGCUGUGCUUACGCCACCUUCACUCUCACUAAUGCUGCUCCACAAAACCCCUCUUUUAACUGAGGUCAGUGGAGCACACUAGAAGGCAAAAUAGCACGUAAACUGUCCGAUGAAUGUAAACUACCAAAUAAAGCUUACAUUGUGACAGGGGUGGUACCAGGAACUAAAAACUUAAAUAACAGAGUGAAUGUGCCUAGUCAUUUCUGGACUGCAUACUGCUGCUUAGACAACAUGAACAUCUCGUUGUUCUCAGCGUUUUGA
Molecule: messenger RNA, 558 nt
Organism: Labeo rohita (rohu)
Lineage: Eukaryota; Metazoa; Chordata; Actinopteri; Cypriniformes; Cyprinidae
Product: endonuclease domain-containing 1 protein-like
Exons: 4
Molecular function (GO): hydrolase activity; metal ion binding; nucleic acid binding
Source: RefSeq, a predicted model, not a curated record